Messenger RNA from Chaetomium globosum CBS 148.51, 1431 nucleotides. RefSeq lists its product as uncharacterized. NCBI's taxonomy places the organism in Eukaryota, Fungi, Ascomycota, Sordariomycetes, Sordariales, Chaetomiaceae. Bases 1 to 1431 code for a protein of 476 amino acids. The record is from RefSeq and is a predicted model, not a curated record. The transcript has a single exon.
AUGACCAACCCAACCACCACCCUCCCCGCCUCCGCCACAACACACCUCCUCCACGCCACCCUACAAGACCGCAUCACCGGCUCACUGAUCGGCUCCGCCCUCGGCGACGCCAUCGGUCUCUACACAGAAUUCAUGACAGCCGCGACCGCCGCGACCGCCUACCCCACCGGCAAAUUCACCCUCGGCGGCAGCGGCAACCACGCAGCACACACACCCCCAACACCCUUCAAACUCGACGCGCACCGCGCCCCCAAACUCCCCGGCGACUGGACCGACGACACCGACCACGCGCUGCUGGUGCUGCUGGCGUUUCUGCAUACCGCGCGCACGGGCGGCACCCGGGCCCCUGGUGGUGGUGCCCCUGGUGGUGCUGACGGGAGGGAGUUGCAUCCGCCGCCCCCGAUGCCGACGCAGCAGGCCCUGGCGGCGCGGCUGCGCGUGUGGGUGAGCCAGGGCUUCCGGCCGCUGGAUACCAUGCCGCUGGGGCUGGGGCGGCUGGUGGGCACGGUGGUGGCGUCAGCGGGGUUUGACGCCGACCCGGAGCGCGUGGCGCGCGAGUACUGGGAGAAGACGGGGCGGCGCGUGGCGCCGAAUGGGAGCCUGAUGCGGACGCAUCCGCUGGGGUUGGUGUGUCUGUUCCGGGAGGAGGAGGAGGCGUUUGAGGUGGCUGCGGCGCUGUCGCGGGUUACGCACUUUGAUCCGCGCUGUGUGCUGGCGUGUGUGGCGGGAACGGGGUUGGUGAGGGCGCUGGCGAGGGGUGAGGUGGUGGUGGAGGGGGAUGUGGAUGCGGUGGUGAAGCGUGGGCUGGAGUGGUUCCAGGGUACGGGGGACGGGGGUGAAUUGGAUAUCGAGGAAUUGUGGAAGCAUGUCGGACCUGAAAGUGGGUUAGAGAAGCUGAACUUGGAUGAGCAGGCUGCGAUCGGGUAUGUGUACAAGACACUUGGUUCGGGGGUCGUGCUCUUGCGGAUGGCGAUUAGGAGGCUCGCGGCAAGCAAGAACGGCUUGUUGGACCGGACUUUCCUCUUUGAGCAGCUCAUUACGGAUCUCAUCAUGCGCGGUGGGGAUGCCGACACAAACGCAUGUUUUGCCGGGGCCUUGUUGGGCGCCUAUCUUGGCUACUACGCAUUGCCGGACCACUGGAAGCAUGGUCUGAAGUAUCAAGAGUGGCUCCUGGAAAAAUCAGUUGCUUUAUGCCAGGUUCUCGGGGUGGGGGAUGGGGAUUACGACGGCGCGGAGCACAAAGACACAGACCCUCUCGCGGGGAAACCUGCCAUCAGUCAAGAUGAGAUGGAGGGCCGCUGGAUGGUGUUGCAGCAAGCAACGUUCAGGAAGAUGGAGGAUGCAGCAAAGGGAUCGUCAUCAAAAGCAUCAGGGUCGAGUUGGUCGUUUCUGUUCAAAAAGGAGAAGGGAUCAGGGGGAACCGCACGUUAA